AUGAGAAAGCUCCUCAACGUCAACCUUGAUGGCCUCUCGCUUUUGCAGCCUGAAUUGCCUACACCGACGCCAUCUCCUCCGACGAUCACCCCAUUCGUGAUCCCCGAUUUCACUGCGCAUAUCUUCUCUUCUGCCACCGUUUCCAGGAACGUGUUCGACGUAACAGCGCUUUGUUUCAUCUCCGCCCUCCUCAUCCUCUCCUCCGUCGCUAUCGCCUUCAUUUUCUACCUCCGGUUGAGAUCGCAGCGUCUACAACAUCUCGAGAAUUUCAAUUCCAUCUGGACCGUCAGAUUGCUCCUCGUGUCGCUGGCCUCCGUUUGGGCGGCCAAUGAAGUUCUCCGCCUACCGUUUGUUCGUAAACAUUACCUCUACCCUUUCGAGCUGACACUCGUCGAACAAGCCAAUAUCUGCAAACUUCACGUCGUUCUCUCUCUCGGAUUCUUCGAACCCGGUUUCUUGAUCACCCUUUUGUUCCUCGUCAACGUCUCGAUCAAGAAACGAAAACCAAGUCGACUAUGGGCGCUUGUGUUCUUGUUGAUGAUUUGUUUCCCGCUCACGUUGCUGCAGUUAUUCUUCGUAGUUUUCACGCCAUUUGAGGGGAAAAUGCCAAAGUUCUUGCACGGGAGCUUCGUCCUCGGCGACGAUGUCUACGGCGCGAAAACGGUUCUCUGCGUCUACCCCUUCUUCAGCUGCGUGAUCUUCGGAGGUUUCACGAUCGCGUACUCGAUGGCGUUCUUGCUCUCCUGCUGGCGGGUGAUGGCCUUCGUGAUCAACAAGGGAAUAAGGAUGCGGAUCAACAUCCUCGCCGCCACCGUGAUGGUGGCGCUGUCGGUGCAGGUCGCGUGCCUCAGCCUGUCGUGGCUGUGGAUGCCGGAGGAAGGAGCAUACGGGUUUGUGGUCCUGGCCAUGUUUCUUUUUGUCACGGGGUGCAUGGCGGUGGGGGAGAUCAUCUUGGUGCUUAAGCCCAUCAAAGAUGCUCUGGCGGCGGACGCCGAGUUGCAGCGGCGGGCCACGACGGGGGAAACUGAGUAUGGACCGUGCCGUUCGUAG
Messenger RNA from Sesamum indicum (sesame), 1050 nucleotides. RefSeq lists its product as uncharacterized. NCBI's taxonomy places the organism in Eukaryota, Viridiplantae, Streptophyta, Magnoliopsida, Lamiales, Pedaliaceae. The record is from RefSeq and is a predicted model, not a curated record.